Molecule: messenger RNA, 1035 nt
Organism: Aspergillus oryzae RIB40
Lineage: Eukaryota; Fungi; Ascomycota; Eurotiomycetes; Eurotiales; Aspergillaceae
Exons: 1
Coding region: 1-1035 (344 amino acids)
Biological process (GO): mitotic spindle organization
Cellular component (GO): dynactin complex; cytoplasm
Source: RefSeq, a predicted model, not a curated record
AUGGCUUCCCGCCAAACUGGAUCAGAGUCCAAUGAACCCCAGGCAGAGCACAAGGAAGGACUGGACGACGGAAUGCUCGAAUUAAGUCGGGCGUUGGAUAAUCUCUAUGCCUCCUCCCGGAGCGCAUCCGGGCCGCACUCGGCAGCCGCGAUACUAUCCAAAAAGAUCUCUGAAACUUCCCCUGAUGACCCUGACAAGCCGGAUGGACCGACUGAGAAGGUGGAGAAGAAGACGACUCCCCCAAGUGCUCCAUCUUCUGGUGUUCUGGCGCACGCUGCGGCCUUUGACGGCCGGCUGGCGCUCGUUGAGGCUGCGAUGGGCAUCUCCAGCUCCUCGAACCCCUUCAUCGCCGAUGGGAGCUCGGAUGUACCACUCCAGCCCGUCCUACCGGCUCUAGACCACCUCACGUCCCGUCUGACUACUCUAAUGAACAUUCUUGUCGGCCCGGCUCCUGUCUCGGCGGUCCCAACAAUAGGUUCCGCUCCACCUUCAACAACCGUGUCGACACCUCAUCUCGAGAAUCUGUCGACCCGCGUGAGAAAGCUAACCGCCGACACCGAAGCUCUCGCAUCCGCACGCAAGCGCGCCGUCGAUGCCGCUAAGGCUGCGCAAAAUGCUCGCAUCGCUACCGCAGCUCUCGAACCCUCCGACAUGUCCGUGUCCUCCUCAUCCGCCACAGAAGUCGACCCCGCAGCGACCCAACGUGAUGAGCAAGCCACGAAGGUCCAAGCUCUCUACGCCACCUUACCAACCAUUCAAUCCCUCCACCCCAUUCUCCCCAGCGUCCUGGAACGACUUCGCUCCCUCCGCGCCAUCCACGCAGGCGCCGCUCAAGCCUCUGAAUCCCUUGACGAGCUGGAACGACGCCAAGCCGACAUGGCGCGGGAGAUCGACCAAUGGCGCGAGGGGCUGCAUGUUGUUGAAGAAAAGAUGAACCAGGGAGAGGCGGCUUUGAAGAGCAAUAUCGCGCUUGUUGAGCCCUGGGUGCGUGAUUUGGAGGCUAGAUUGGAUCGAUUGGAAAGUAAGGAGGCAUGA